Molecule: messenger RNA, 951 nt
Organism: Microcebus murinus (gray mouse lemur)
Lineage: Eukaryota; Metazoa; Chordata; Mammalia; Primates; Cheirogaleidae
Product: olfactory receptor 52A5-like
Biological process (GO): G protein-coupled receptor signaling pathway
Cellular component (GO): plasma membrane
Molecular function (GO): G protein-coupled receptor activity; olfactory receptor activity
Source: RefSeq, a predicted model, not a curated record
AUGCUCAAGCAAAAUGGUACAGUCUUCAGGCCCUCGGUGCUGAUGCUGAUUGGGAUCCCUGGCUUGGAAUCUGUGCAAGUCUGGAUUGGGAUUCCUUUCUGUACCAUGUACAUCAUUGCUCUGUUUGGGAAUUCCCUGCUUCUGGUUGUCAUCAAAACUGAGCACAGCCUCCAUGAGCCCAUGUACAUCUUCCUGGCAAUGCUUGGAGCAACAGACAUUGUUCUCAGUACCUGCAUCCUACCCAAAAUGCUAGGAAUAUUCUGGUUUCAUCUGUCAAAGAUCUACUUUGAUGCUUGUCUCUUGCAGAUGUGGCUCAUCCACACAUUCCAGUGUAUUGAGUCAGGUAUUUUGCUGGCCAUGGCCCUGGACCGCUACGUGGCAAUCUGUGAACCUCUGAGACAUGCAACCAUCUUUACACACCAACUUCUCACUCAGAUUGGUGUUGGAGUGACACUCAGAGCAGCCCUCCUUGUAGCUCCAUGUCUCAUCCUCAUCAAAUGCCGGCUGAAAUUCUACCGGACCACUGUGGUCUCCCAUUCAUAUUGUGAGCAUAUGGCCAUCGUGAAGUUGGCAGCAGAAGAUGUUAGAAUCAACAAGAUCUAUGGUUUGUUUGUGGCUUUCAGCAUACUUGGCCUUGAUAUCAUCUUCAUCACUCUCUCCUACAUUCGAAUAUUUAUAACUGUCUUCAAUCUUCCUCAAAAGGAAGCUAGGCUCAAGGCCUUUAACACCUGCAUUGCCCACAUUUUGGUCUUCCUCGAGUUUUAUCUCCUGGCUUUCUUCUCUUUCUUUACACACAGGUUUGGGUUCCAUAUACCAUCCUACAUUCAUAUUCUUCUGUCAAACCUUUACCUGCUUGUCCCACCUUUGCUCAAUCCUAUAGUCUAUGGAGUGAAGACCAAACAAAUUCGAGAUGGUGUGUUUAAGAUAUUCUACCAUAAGAAUCCUUCUUGA